Molecule: messenger RNA, 1596 nt
Organism: Theileria annulata
Lineage: Eukaryota; Apicomplexa; Aconoidasida; Piroplasmida; Theileriidae
Source: RefSeq, a predicted model, not a curated record
AUGAGGGGUUUUAAUAGAAUUUUUAGUAUUGGAAGUAUAAUAAAUUAUCAGAGAAGGUUUUUAACUGAACUUCCAUACAAUAUCGACAAUAAAAAUUUGUAUUGCAAUUCUUUUGCAAGCUGUGAAGAUGUGACCAAGUAUAUUGAGUUUUUGUCGAUUGGAGAAUCCAAUGAAGUGGAUAAGAUCUCAGAUUCUACACACCUAUUCAACGAACGAGCCCAUAAAAUGUAUCCAUAUCAAAUCAUCAGGGUUUUGAACUCAUAUGCAAGACUUAAAUUCUCCAAUGAAAAUAUAUUAAAGUCAGUAUUGACAAGGUGUGAAGAAAUGUGUGAUCAGGCUUCACCGAAAAGAGCACUGGAGUUAAUCACACUAUACAGGAACGUGAAUUUAUCGCAUGAACAGGUUCUUUCACCGCUAACCAAGUCACUUAUAAAUCACAUGAAUAAUUACUCAUACGAGUUGUAUACGCUGGGACUAAACGCAAGUUAUCUUAAUAUCACUGACCAGAUAUUCAUUGAGUCACUAAAGACACAAAUCUUGUUAACUUCUAAGGAACUCAAUCCCUUGAAUUCUAUAAAGAAUCUGGAGUCCUUUUCAAGGUUCAGAGUUGAGUCAGACGAGUUGUUUGACAGUGUUUGGAACUUUGUUAAGGAUAAAGUAUUAUUCUUUUCCUCAUGGCGUCAGCUUCAAGAAUACAUCAACAAAAACUUAAAUUAUUCUCGUAGGCUCCUUGAAUUUCACAUAGAUUUAUUGAGUUCAGAAUUAGAGAAAAGUAAUAUGAAUUCUGAAGAAAUAUCUACAAUCUUAACAAUUAAAAGCUCAAAAGGGUAUUUUAUUCAUAUAAUUUUUAAAUUAAGGAUUGUCCAUCACCAAUGUGUCGAGGCUAUCAUUAACUCAAUUGAGAUGAAGGUUAAUGACCCGAAUUAUAUUAAAGAUGACAUUUAUUAUCAUAUUUUCAAGUUAUCACAGAUUUUAUCAUUUGAUGAAACAGACAGUUUGUUUAAAUCUUCACACAUUUGUGAGUUCUGGAAACUAAUUCUGGAUAAAAUAUUCACAAACAUAACGGGAUUUCUGUCUCCAACCAAGGCAAUACAGUUACUAUACACAAUAUCAAUACUUAAAAGGAAUAAUGUCAUUGAUAAAAAUUACGAUGAAAUAUUGAAAUACAUUAAACCAAUAUGGCAAAAAUUAAAUUUAAGGGAUCAGGAACUAUUAUACGAUUCUUUGGUAUCGAUGUAUUGGAGUAAUGAAAGUAAAGGGGAAGAAGAUAUAUUUGUCAAACGAAUAAUAGAGGAGAAGAUGCCGACAAUUUUACCGUUGAUGUAUGGGAACAUGAAAAAUGUAAAACUGGGAAUCAAAGGAGGGAAAAAUGUAAUAUAUAAAGCUGACAUGGAUAAAAAACUAGUGCCACAAAAAUGUGUAAACGAAUUUUAUGUAUUAAAUGUAGUAAAUGAAGGAGUUAAAGUAGUAAAGUCGCCAGAAACAUUGAUGGAACUGGAAGUUAUGGAAAAAAUACAUAAUGAUGUAGAAUCAUACACAAAUAGAGUAGAAAUUAAAAUUCCUAACGAAAAAUUAAAAAUGAGCUUAAAAUGUUAA